AUGAAUUCUUCACAUUUGGGUAAUUUGCUUCCGCCGGUUCUCUCUCCUCUGCAAUUGAAUCGUUUCUCUCUCUUCUACUCACGCUCCUCUCUUUCAUCCACAACUCGUAUUCUUAGAGCAACAUCUCGAAGACUUUUUAUUGUCGCAAAGGCACAGUCUCUAUCAAAUAUGGCUAAUCAUGUUGUUGACCUGGAUCAAGAGAAUGUUGGGAGUCUCAAGCAACAAAUAGCGAAGAUAUUUGAAGAAUCGUUAAGAUUAACUGUCCCUGACGAGUUGGAUGUAGAGCCUGCAAUUGCUCCGUGCCAAAAUCCUAAAUUUGGUGACUACCAAUGCAACAAUGCAAUGGGCUUGUGGUCAAAGGUUAAAGGCAAGGGUACACAGUUCAAAGGCCCCCAACCAAUAGGACAGGCCAUUAUCAAAAAUCUUCCUUCAUCUGAAAUUAUAGACUCGUGCUCAAUAGCUGGACCCGGCUUUGUAAAUGUUGUAUUGUCUCAGAAAUGGAUAGCAAAGAGUAUUCAAAGGAUGCUAGUCAAUGGUAUUGAAACAUGGUCUCCUAAGCUUCCCGUCAAAAGGGCAGUGGUUGACUUCUCGUCACCAAAUAUAGCAAAAGAAAUGCAUGUCGGGCACUUGAGAUCCACUAUCAUUGGAGAUACACUGGCACGUAUGCUGGAAUACUCAAAUGUUAAUGUUCUACGGAGAAACCAUGUUGGUGACUGGGGCACACAGUUUGGUAUGCUAAUCGAAUACCUUUUCGAAAUGUUUCCAAAUGGGCAAGUUAAUGAUCAAGCCAUUGGAGAUCUGGAGGCGUUUUACAAGGCAUCGAAGCAGAGAUUUGACAGUGAUCCUGCAUUUAAGGAGAGGGCCCAACAGGCUGUGGUCAGUCUUCAGGGUGGAGAAAAGAGGUAUCGGACAGCAUGGACACAAAUUUGUGAAAUCAGUAGAAGGGGGUAUGAAAGGGUUUAUGAGCGACUUGGAGUAGAGUUAGAGGAAAAGGGAGAAAGUUUUUACAAUCCAUAUAUUCCGGGGGCUUUAGAGUUGUUGAGCAAACAUGGAUUAAUUGAAGAAAGCGAAGGAGCUCGUGUUAUCUUUAUUGAAGGGAAAAAUAUUCCUCUUAUUGUCGUGAAGAGGGAUGGUGGUUACAACUACGCUUCAACUGAUCUUGCUGCAUUAUGGUAUCGACUUAAUGAAGAAAAGGCGGAGUGGAUUAUAUAUGUAACUGAUGUUGGCCAGCGAGAGCAUUUUGAAAUGGUCUUUACGGCUGCCAAACGAGCUGGUUGGCUUCCAGCUGAAGAUAAUAAGUAUCCCAAAGCUAGCCAUGUAGGAUUUGGGCUUGUUUUAGGAGAAGAUGGAAAGCGAUUCCGCACUCGCAGUACUGAAACUGUCAAAUUGGUCGAUUUACUUGAUGAAGCCAAAAGUCGAUGCAAAACAGUUUUAAUCGAAAGAGGUAAGGCUGAUGAGUGGACCGAGGAGGAGCUUGAUAGAACUGCAGAAGCAGUUGGAUAUGGUGCCGUAAAAUAUGCUGACCUCAAGAAUAACAGAACUACCAAUUACACCUUUAAUUUUGAUCAGAUGCUUAGUGAUAAGGGAAAUACUGCUGUGUAUCUGCUGUAUGCACAUGCUCGAAUAUGCUCAAUUAUAAGGAGAUCGGGUAAAGAUGUAGAAGAAUUGAAAAAGGUUGGAACUUUAGAGUUGGCUCAUCCCGAUGAACGUGUAUUAGGACUUCAUUUGCUCCAGUUUGCUGAGAUUGUUGAAGAAGCGUGCACCAAUCUGUUGCCGAAUGUGUUGUGUGAAUACUUAUACAAUUUAUCCGAAGACUUCACGAGAUUUUAUACCAACUGUCAGGUUGUUGGCUCAGCAGAGGAGACUAGUCGACUCUUGUUGUGUGAGGCAACAGCAGUCGUCAUGAGAAAAUGCUUCCACUUGUUAGGUAUCACACCUGUAUACAAAAUUUGA
Molecule: messenger RNA, 1953 nt
Organism: Fraxinus pennsylvanica
Lineage: Eukaryota; Viridiplantae; Streptophyta; Magnoliopsida; Lamiales; Oleaceae
Source: the annotation of a GenBank genome assembly